Messenger RNA from Anopheles marshallii, 735 nucleotides. Its product is annotated as copper chaperone for superoxide dismutase-like. Gene Ontology annotation, biological process: removal of superoxide radicals. The record is from RefSeq and is a predicted model, not a curated record. The coding region runs from base 1 to 735 and encodes 244 amino acids. The transcript is spliced from 3 exons. Lineage: Eukaryota; Metazoa; Arthropoda; Insecta; Diptera; Culicidae. Gene Ontology annotation, molecular function: copper ion binding.
AUGAUUUUUACCGAUUUAUUAAAAAAAUACUUAUUCAAACAACAAAACAUGUCCGAUAGCGGUAUCAUAAAGAUGGAGUUUGCAGCACAAAUCCGUGGAGUCGGAUGUGUGGAAGCGAUAAAGAACGCAUUAUCCGGCGCCGGAACAGUGACGAUUGAUGCUGACAGAGGAAGUGUGCUGAUCGAAACUUCACUACCGUGGUUGGAGAUCGACAAACGCAUCGAAGCAACUGGACGGCGAGUUGCACUGACGGGAUUCGGAGGACAAUCAGCGGUUGCGAUGGUUGAGCAUGGAAAUGAAUCAACUAACGUGCGUGGUGUUGUUAGAUUUUGUUCCCUCUCGAAUGUUGCCGGUCAAAAAGGGGCCGUUGUAGACGGAACGAUCGAUGGGUUGGCGUCUAAUGGUAGCUACCAGCUGAAUGUGCACGAAUGUGGAGACAUUUCGGAAGGAUGCCGGUCGGUAGGCGAUGUUUAUGAUUCCAACAAGAUCAUUUCGGAUGCGAGUGGACGAGCUAUGGUACGGUUUAUUAACGAUCGUCUCGAUGUAAGCGAUCUAAUUGGGCGUUCCGUGGUGAUCGCAGAGACCGACAGUGCACAACACCAGCACCGGUUGAGCUGUGGAAUUAUUGCACGGUCAGCAGGCAUAUUUGAAAACUACAAAAAAAUUUGCGCUUGUGACGGAACAACGAUCUGGGAUGAGCGCAACAAAUCCAUCACGGUGAAUAAGGACCGUUAA